Prunus armeniaca (apricot) is the source of this 270-nucleotide messenger RNA. The record is from the annotation of a GenBank genome assembly. NCBI's taxonomy places the organism in Eukaryota, Viridiplantae, Streptophyta, Magnoliopsida, Rosales, Rosaceae.
AUGUCAGGAACCCCUACGAUUCUCUCUCUUAUUGCAGACUCACAGAAGCAUGCGGUCAAUCCUGCUGACUCAGCUACCCAGCCUCAUGCUUCUAUCACCACCACCAACGGUUCUGCUUUUCAUACAUCCUCUCAAAAAUCUGCAUGGAUUAAUGAUUCGGGUUCUACGAAUCACAUGACAUUUGAUCAUGUCCAACUUAUUAAUCGCAAAUCAUCAACUCAUUCGAUGGUGUCUAAUGCUAAUGGUACCCCCUCCCUUGUGGUUGGUUAG